UAUCUGUACAGGGGGAAAAACUCAACAUGAAAUGACAACACUGACAAUCCCCAAAUGUAAAGCGUUUCGUUCCUAUGUGUUUUUGUUCAUCGUGUAGCAGAUUGUCGAGCCAUUUGAAGGCACCUAAUUUUUGUGUUUUUCUUUGAUCGAGUGUAGCAGUACAUUAGCAGCCAAACAAAAUGCGCAUCACCUCGUCCCUGCUUGGAGCCCAUUUCGGCAACUUGGCCAAGGUGCACGGUAUUGUCACCUACAAGCUGUCGCCAUUUGAGCAGCGUGCAUUUGCUGGAGCGAUUAGCAAAGGUCUGCCCAACAUUUUCAACCGCAUCCGCUCUAAUAUCUUCAUUGUGGCACCACCCUUCAUUGUGGGUUACCUCAUCUACGAUCUGACGGAACGUGAGCACCAUCACUUAUCUCGUAAGAAUCCAAAGGAUUUCGAGAAUGAAGAAUAGAAAUGUAUUUUUAAAUAUGAAUAGAUUUUCGAUCACACAAAACUCGUAAAAGAAAAUAUAGUUUAAUUGUGAAUAUAAUAUAAUUUUGGUGUAAUUUACUGUGGAGUUGAAGGAUUGCCAUAUUUUAUAAUUCAAUAGCGGUUCUGGUUGGAAGGGACAUGGCUGUAACGUGAUGUGUGAACGUAGACCAUUGUGAGAAUAGAAAUUAUGAAUAUUUUGCUAUGAAAUAGUUGGUCUUAGGUAAAGUUGGUUUUAGCUUUAGUGGCUUAUAUUCACUAUUUAUGAUAAAUUUUAAAUUGAAUACCACUUAGGUAUAUAUCUUAUUUAUAUAAAAGAUAUCAUUUGGGAAAAGAUGUCCUCUUCUAUCAAUGUAGAAACAUGUAUGCAUAUACAAUGCCUUCUAUAGUUUGGACUAAAUAGAAAUUACUUUUCUUUCGUCUUUCUUGAAUCUCAUAAGUAAAAUUUGUGUAAGUAUAUGAAAUUAAAAAUAAUUUAAUUAAUUUUUUUUAAAUUAAAAUAAUGAAUUUUCCCGAGUAUUUAAUAUUAAUGUAUCAUUCGGUUCACCCUCUCAACCACGUAACGCAAAUUCUCGUUACGUCUAAUCUGACAACAGCGAAUCAGCUGAUGUAACUGUCAAUUUACAUUUUCCAGCUGUAUUUGUGUCGUUUAGCAAAUUUCUUUGUUUUUCUAAGAUAUUAAUUUUUUUUAAUGUAAUUUUUGGCGGAAUUUCUAUUUCAAGUGUAAUAUAUUUAUAGUUAACAAAGUUCAACUGUAUCCCUAAAACAAGUUUUGGCGUAUUAAAGCAACUACAAGGCAAUUCCUGAACGUGAACGGAUGCAGAUAGACAACAGCAUAAGAUGGAAGAUUGUUGCAGUAAUGAAAUGCGCAGUCAAACCUUUCAUAAUUUGUUAAAAUCAGUAUUAGAUUCAAAAGUCAUCAACAUACAAGUGUUCACCGUGGCCGUUGGUAUCCUGUUUUUUGUGAUUUUACUGAAGAAUCGUUUUCGGAGUUUCUGUGGCACUUAACUAUACAAUAGCGUAGAAGGACUGGAGUACUGUGGUGAUGUGUAAAACUGGAUAUGUAGUAACUUAAUAAAUUAAGAUUCAUUAUAAAAAUCUCACUAGAAAAGUUCUUUUAUUUUUCAUUGCAGUUGGUAGAUAUGUAUAUAGUGAUUCGCACAUUUGUACAAAAGUGUGUGAGCACUGGACUUCACAAUGUCUUUGAGGAUUUACAGACUUAGGUGUACAAAUUCCAAUAGGAAUAUUAUACAUAUUAUACCAAAAAUGAUAUAUGUACGUAACUAUAUAUAUAUCGGUUAUGCGCUGCACCAUUGUUUUCACCGGUUCGGCGCUUUGCAUAUAACUAAGAUAUACAACAUACCUUACAUUAAAAUGUUGCAUCCACGAUCUGGGCCGUUAUAGUUGCAAUAUUAAGGCUUACUUUGUAUAAUGGUGUUCCUUAUUGGAAAUUCUAGUGGUCUAAUUGAUACCAAUGUUGAAAACACAUUACAAACCAUACUAAAUUUAUAAAUUCCAACUAGUACAUGUUAUAUUCAUCUUCAUUAGUUUACGCGAACACUUUUUAACACAAAUAUACUUUUAUAAACUAUAAUAAUUCACUACAAAAUGAAUCACAACUAUUAUGUUUAAAACUGCGCGAAAACAACUAGACGCCACAUCAAAUUUAGCGCAAAAAGACACCAUAUUUAAUUUCCAGUACAUAUACAAGCAGCCAUUACUUAAUACAGGGCGGCCUAAUUUACAAUUAUUUUCAAAUUUCAAUUACACCUUGCAGGCUAAUUAGGCCUUGUUUCAUAUGUCACAUUCAAAUUUGCAACACUUAUCUCAGUUGGUGUGGGGUUUUUCAAGUGGCAAGUUGAAGAAGGAAAAAGUCUCUGAAGCUGUGUAGCAGAAAAGUAAAAAUACAAUUUUUCACAUAAAUUGCAAUCUAAUUUAUAAAUAAAAUGUAUAUUGUAAGCAUGAAAGGUUAGUUGUUUAUCAUAAUUUAUUGAUUGUAAUGAAAUACGGCUUACUGCACGGAAAUAAUAUAUGUAUGUGGAAUAUACGCCAUUUUGAUAUUUCGGACAGCGAAAUUCUUCAACUGCAAAAUGCUGUAUGACGAAAUGGAAAGGCGAAAAAGUAAGGUUGGAGUGUUUUAUAUAUUCCAGUUAAAUUAACAACAAUUGUGCCACAAAACUACAACAAUGAUAACAAUACAAAAACACCAAUGAAGUGAUGAAGUGUUUUUUAUGCAAAUAAGAACUGCAAAUUCGCUUUAAUGGAGUGUUGCAUAUAAUCUCAAAAAAAAAAAAAGAAAAAACAACAACAAACACAUACACAUAAAAAUAUAUAUAUACUUACAACAACAACUGCAUACUACUUCACAACGCCGUCAUUUAGUUGGGCUCUACUAAAAAUAAAUCAACCGUAGGAGAACAGGAAGAAACACAUCAAAACGGAAAAAGACACUGCCAUAUAAAAAACAGAAGCUGCAAACUUUACAACCUUCAACUUCAAAACUACCUCGUUUAAGCUACAAAAUAUUGAAAUAAUUCAUAAACCGAUCAAAAAACAGCUGCCAGUGUCUUUAAAAAGACACCAACAAAACAACAAACGCAUAAAAUAACUAACUAAACUAUACAAAAAC
Molecule: messenger RNA, 3095 nt
Organism: Zeugodacus cucurbitae (melon fly)
Lineage: Eukaryota; Metazoa; Arthropoda; Insecta; Diptera; Tephritidae
Gene: UQCR-Q
Product: cytochrome b-c1 complex subunit 8
Exons: 6
Coding region: 180-449 (89 amino acids)
Biological process (GO): mitochondrial electron transport, ubiquinol to cytochrome c
Source: RefSeq, a predicted model, not a curated record